Rhizophagus irregularis DAOM 181602=DAOM 197198 is the source of this 345-nucleotide messenger RNA. The record is from RefSeq and is a predicted model, not a curated record. NCBI's taxonomy places the organism in Eukaryota, Fungi, Glomeromycota, Glomeromycetes, Glomerales, Glomeraceae.
AUGAAUUUACAUUGUAUUCAAAAGUUUGAUUAUAAUAAAGUUAUUCGUCAAAAUACUAAUCAACGAAAUAGAUUUGAAAUAGCAUUUUUUAUAGCAAAAACUGCUGUUAAUAUUGCAUUAGAAACCAAUAGUAAUUGUGAAUUAAUUCAAUUAUUAAAAGAUUUUAUUGAAGCAAAGCGAGAACAAAAUGUAAAUAAUAAUGAUAAUGUUAAUCAUGAUAUAGUAGAAAUUAAUGAGUCUAAUCAAGAAAAUAAUAAUAUAGUUUUAUUACAAAAAAAUUUAAUUGAACAAAUUACCAGUCCUCAUAUGAUUAAAGUUAGAGGGGCUUCAUCAAAAAAAUAUUAA